Sinocyclocheilus grahami is the source of this 2848-nucleotide messenger RNA. RefSeq names its product ganglioside-induced differentiation-associated protein 2-like. The transcript has 14 exons. The record is from RefSeq and is a predicted model, not a curated record. The coding region runs from base 260 to 1783 and encodes 507 amino acids. Lineage: Eukaryota; Metazoa; Chordata; Actinopteri; Cypriniformes; Cyprinidae.
GCAUUCCCGGAAGUGAUGAUUUUUGCCCUCGUGAAUCAGCUGAUCAGGAAACUCGCUGAAUGUUGCAAAUACGAUGUGUUGACCACAAGCAGCUAAAAUCACAUUUUAACAAUGGCUAAUUUAAAAGCGGAAGCACUGGAAAAUGACAGUGAUCUUUAACGGAUUAGUUGGAGCUAAUGUGGGUUUGUUUGUGCAGUAGGAAGGACUCAAUAGCUGCAUCUUAGGACAUCUGUUCAACAUUGCCUAGUGAAGCUACAGAAUGGAUCCCUUGGGAGCUCGUUCCCAGUUUGUGGAGGUCCAGAACCUCCCCACGUGGGACCAGCCUCAGGGAGUCCAGGACGAGGUGGAUGGAGAAAACCUCUUAAUGGAGGAAGAUGACCAGCUGACCAAUCAGCUCAAUUCCUUCGAGUCCCCUUUCCCCUUCAGACAAGACAUCAAUAGCAAGAUUGUACUAUUUAAUGGAGAUGUGGCACUUUUAAACUGCACUGCAAUCGUCAAUACAAGUAAUGAGACACUAACGGACAAGAAUCCUGUAUCAGACAGUAUCCACAGAAACUCCGGACCUGAACUAAGGGAUGAAUUACUCAAACUGAAAGGAUGUCGGACCGGGGAGGCAAAAAUGACAGAGGGUUUCAACUUGGCUGCACGCUUUAUCAUUCACACUGUUGGACCCAAAUAUAAAGCCAAGUACCGGACAGCUGCGGAGAGUUCUCUUUACAGCUGUUACAGAAAUGUCAUGCAGCUUGCCAAGGAACAUGCCAUGGCAUCUGUGGGGUUUUGUGUGGUCAGCACAGUCAAAAGGGCAUAUCCACUGGAGGAUGCCACACAUAUAGCAUUAAGGACUAUCCGUAGAUUUCUGGAGAACCAUGGUGAAAACAUUGAGAUGGUGGUGUUUGCUGUUUCGGGUGUUGAGGAGCCAGUGUACAGGAAGUUAAUGCCUUUGUAUUACCCACGUUCAAAAAAAGAGGAGAGGAUUGGUCUGCCUCUCCUCCCUGCCAACAUUGGCAAUUCUGAGGGGGAGCCCGUGGUCCCGGAGAGACAGAUCCGCAUUGCCGAAAAGCCAGGAAAUCUAGAGGAUGACUCCGGGGAUGACUCACUAGAGUCCGACCUGGGGCUGGUAGGAAGUCAUGCAUUUGCUCGUAUGGAAGGGGAUGUAGAUAAGCAACGUAAACUCAUCCUUCAGGGCCAAAUGUCUGAAGCAGCCCAGCAGAAACAGCACCAAAGGAACUAUAACCGCUGGCUUUGCAGAGCUCGAGCAGAGGACCUUUCAGACAUAGCAGCGUUAAAAGCACUAUAUCAGACCGGUGUCGAUUUGUGUGGUAGGACGGUCAUGGUUGUUGUUGGCAGGAAUAUUCCAGUUACACUUAUUGAUAUGGAGAAGCAGAAGAGUUUGAGUCCUUGUUCGAAAGUCAAAACCGGGGGAGGUGAUCGCAAUAAUCCUUUCAAAGCCAAGUUGACUAUUUGUGUAAUAAGUAAUUGGUUGGAUGUGUUGAUAAUGUUUCAAAAACCAUUUCUCGCAAGGUUUUCCUUCUGUGUUUUCAGGUUUAAGAAAAACCUGAGGGCUUUCUACUUCAUUCACCCGACGUUCCGCUCCAAGGUCUCUACUUGGUUCUUCACGACGUUCAGUGUAUCAGGCCUUAAAGAGAAGGUCCAUCACAUAGAGAACCUACAGCAGCUCUUCACCUGCAUCCUACCUGAGCAGAUUGACAUCCCUCCUUUUGUCCUGGAGUAUGACACGCGGGUUAACAACCCCUAUUACACGGCUCAGUCCUCAGGCCUGUGAUGGUGUUGGAUAAACCCAGAACCGAGGAAAGGACCUGCCUCUUUUCACCGGGCCGAUACUCAACCCGAUGACCCCGACUCUGAUGUGAACAAGAUGAACGCAGUCAAAAGUGCAUCUUUGCCGUGACAGUGAGAGACUGUCAAUCAAUAAUGCUGUAUAAACACAUCCUGCUGAAACCUGCUGAACGUGCCACAGACCUGUACCAAACCCAGAUGUCACUGAAGGAACCGCCUGCCUGACCCAAGCUGUUUUUGAACAAGGUAUGCGUGUGUGGUGUAGAUGAAGAGACUGAAUGUGAAACACAUGUACCAGUGUCUGCGUGAAUAAUGGCUGGAAAUAGCCAAAACCAUUCUGGUUUUAAUUUCUUAUGUCCUUGGCCAUCCAAUCAUCUGAAAGCCUCAUAUUUUCCUGCCUAAACUGUUUUGUUGUUUCAUGUCAUUCUGUGUCUGCAAAGUCACUAAAAGGAGCAGCGUUUUGCUUUUAUCUUGAUUCUCUUUUUUUUCCACCACAAGCACUUUUACAGCUUUAACUGAGGUGUCAAACAACCAUCACUACAGUUUCUUGAGGUUUGACAGGAAGCAACGUUUCCUCGUGUGUGAGGGAUGUGCUUUCACAUAGAUUGCUUUGUGCAGCUCUAAAAUCAGGUUGGCCUGUUGAGAUUUCUAUUAGCCUUUUAAUAAUAGUAUUUACUUCUGUUCCUUUAAAUAUGGUACAUCAGUGUUCUGGAAGCUUCACCUGAGGUACACUAAAAUCUUGCAGUGCGCCAGAUUGUAUUUCAUUUGAAGCAGAUUUACAAGCAUGGCCGAAGGAAUGUCACAGAGUGAAGCACUGUAAAUAGAUCAUUGUAGUUACUGCAGAUGCUGUCUGGUAUUAUUAAUUCAGUUUAUUUUUUUUUUGUCAGCCCUUAGUGUAGCUGUGCAGUGAUUCUUGUGUUAAAUUUCGUACCAUUUUAAAUGAAGUAUGACAUAUGAAUUAUGAAAGUAAUAUUUGAAUAAACAGAAUUUGAACAUUUGAUGUUAUCAUUAAUCUUUGUUUUGGCGUCUUUAUUUAAUUAUUUUGUUUAAU